AAUUUAGAGAGUCACGUGAUCCAUGUUCUCUAAAACAAGGAUGUGAGACAGAAACAAUCUUUUAGACAGCUGCAAGUCGGACAAACAUCACAUGAGUGUUUCUGCGAGCCCGUGCUGACAUGAAGUUUUUGGUGUUCUUCUGUUGGAUUGUGGGAUCGCUCAGUGGACAGCAGCUCUGGCCUGUGCCUUACGAGCGACUUGACAGGCGUCCAGAUGUGGAUCCCUACUGCCAGGCUUUGUACCCGUUCUGCCCGAGCGGGGAUCCAGACGGCCGGAUCCCUGUGAUGACCGACUCGGACAUCAUCUCGGUGUUCAGACUGCAGACUCCGGUGUGGGAGUUCAAAUACGGAGACAUGCUGGGAAAGUUUCAUAUCAUGCAUGAUGCCGUCGGCUUUGGAAGCGCAAGAACGGGACGAAACUUCACCUUGGAGUGGUACGAGCUGUUUCAGCUGGGGAACUGCACCUUUCCGCACGAGAGAGCGAGCGUGAGCGCGCCCUUCUGGUGUAAUCAGGGAGCCGCCUGUUUCUACGAGGGCAUCGAUGACAUCCACUGGAAACAGAACGGCACUCUGGAGAAGAUCGGAGAGAUUUCGGGCGAGGUGUUUAAUGAGAUGGCUCGCUGGGUUCAGGAGGACAACGAAACGGGUGUUUAUUACGAGACUUGGACGGUCAAGUCAGAUGCUGGUGCAAACGCCACCACGUGGUUUGAGUCCUACGACUGUUCUCAGUUUGUGCACCGCACAUAUAAGAAGUUGCUGGAUUUGGGCGCCGAGCUGUCCAGCCAGACGCCUACUUAUUACACCAAGAUCUAUCUGUUCAGCGGAGAGCCGGUCCAUUUGGGAAACGACUCCAUCUUUCAGCAGUCCUCCACCAAAGAUCUGGCCACAGACAUCAAGAAGUUCUUCCACUCGUUCCGCUCGCACCAGUCCUUCGUGGAAAUGAUUGAAAGCUUGUUGGAGGCUUUUGAAAAGGUGGUCCUAGAGAAGACCUUCUAUUUCUACUACAACUCUGAAUAUUGGAAGCUGCCGAUGAAAUAUCCUUACAUUAAAAUAACCUUUGAGGAGAUUCCUCUACCAUAACCACCAUAUUGUUUUUGCCUAAACGAUAUUGGACAACCCCUAUUUUUGCUUGUAAAUAAAAUUACAUUUUAAAUGUU
Molecule: messenger RNA, 1156 nt
Organism: Carassius gibelio (silver crucian carp)
Lineage: Eukaryota; Metazoa; Chordata; Actinopteri; Cypriniformes; Cyprinidae
Gene: cln5
Product: CLN5 intracellular trafficking protein
Exons: 4
Coding region: 120-1079 (319 amino acids)
Biological process (GO): lysosome organization
Cellular component (GO): lysosome; lysosomal membrane
Molecular function (GO): hydrolase activity, acting on glycosyl bonds
Source: RefSeq, a predicted model, not a curated record